This is a messenger RNA of Rubroshorea leprosula, 998 nucleotides long. The record is from the annotation of a GenBank genome assembly. NCBI's taxonomy places the organism in Eukaryota, Viridiplantae, Streptophyta, Magnoliopsida, Malvales, Dipterocarpaceae.
UUCUAGGGUUUCACUUUUCCGCCACACCUUCGCUAAUAACCAUGGGCAGGAGACCAGCUAGGUGUUACCGUCAGAUCAAAAACAAGCCUUACCCAAAAUCACGCUACUGCCGUGGUGUCCCUGACUCUAAGAUUAGGAUUUAUGAUGUUGGAAUGAAGAAGAAAGGGGUGGAUGAGUUCCCCUUCUGUGUCCAUUUGGUUUCUUGGGAGAAAGAAAACGUUUCCAGUGAAGCACUUGAAGCUGCCCGAAUUGCUUGCAACAAGUACAUGGCAAAAUAUGCGGGAAAGGAUGCCUUCCAUUUGCGUGUCCGUGUUCACCCAUUCCAUGUCUUGCGUAUCAACAAGAUGCUUUCCUGUGCUGGAGCUGAUAGGCUUCAGACGGGCAUGAGAGGUGCUUUUGGUAAACCUCAGGGUACUUGUGCCCGAGUGGCAAUUGGUCAGGUCCUCCUUUCUGUUCGAUGCAAGGACAGCAACAGCCAUCAUGCACAGGAGGCCCUCCGCCGUGCAAAGUUCAAGUUCCCUGGUCGCCAAAAGAUCAUUGUCAGCAGGAAGUGGGGUUUUACCAAGUUCAGUCGUACUGAUUAUUUGAAAUACAAGUCAGAGAAUCGAAUUGUACCUGAUGGUGUUAAUGCUAAGCUUCUUGGGCGCCAUGGACCUUUGGCAGCUCGUGAACCAGGAAGAGCUUUUCUGUCCUCUGCCACUGCUUGAGGUCAUCGGUGCUGGAGUCUUGGAGCAUUCUUGAAGAAACCUAGCUAUAACUUAGCGUUUUUGAGCAUUUAUGAUUAAUGUUACUGUUGGAACGUGGCACAGUUGUUGUGUUUAAGUACUUUUAUCUGAAUUUUGUGAUAUUGCUUGAAUUUGUCUCUGGAUUUGCAUUUUUUUUUUAGCAUUUUUGCGUGGAUCUUCACUCCUAGUGAUUAUCAAGUUGUUAAUUGCUGGUUGCUUCCUUAGCAUAUCGUUUAAUUUAUUUAUUUUUUUAAAUGAAGUAGAUAAACCAAA